CGAAUGGAUGAUGAGGAAUUUCUUCGGCUCCACACCUACGUUUGGGAAUCUUUUUGGAGCAAAUUUGAUAUUCAAAUCGAUGACAAUCCGGAGCUCCAAAGCACCGUUCGAGCCAGUAUUUUUUAUCUGAUGAGUAAUUUCAAUCUAACUGGAAACGAAGCAGCUCUAGGACCCGCUUCGACUACCGGAUUUGGUGGAAGCCUCAGUCCAACCGGCCUCGGUCGGGGUGGAUCCAAUCGGGACGAUUAUGAAGGUCACUCAUUUUGGGACACCGAAAUCUGGAUGUUUCCGGUCGUUAAUUUGAUUGAUAGUAGAUUUUCGGAAGCUCUGAUUGACUAUAGAUUUCAACGACUAGAUUCUGCCAAAAAACAUGCCGAAAGUGGUGGUUUUAGAGGAGCUAGAUUUCCCUGGGAAAGUGCCGUUUCCGGAAUGGAGGUCACUCAGCCGGAGUAUCCGGAAGUGGCAAACUUCCAACAGCACAUUACAGCCGACAUCAGUUAUGCUUUACGACAGUAUUUUGCAGCGACUCAUGACCUUUCCUGGCUGAACACCAAGGGUUGUUUCCUGGCUGCCGAAAUAGCCAAAUUCUGGGCCAGCCGUUUAUCACACGAUCCCGUUACGGAUCUCUACGACAUAAAAGCGGUCAUGGGACCGGAUGAAGAUCAUGAAACUGUAACCAACAACGCGUACACAAACGUGGCUGCGGCCUAUGCGCUUUAUUUUGGCGAACGAUGGGGCUCAGGCUACGCCCUCCGGAUUCCACCAGAACUGCUAUUUAGUUUGCGGAACAAAAACUCUACAGACGGCUAGUGUACCAGAUAGUGUCG
This is a messenger RNA of Uranotaenia lowii, 827 nucleotides long. Its product is annotated as kojibiose phosphorylase-like. Gene Ontology annotation, molecular function: catalytic activity. The transcript has 4 exons. Gene Ontology annotation, biological process: carbohydrate metabolic process. The coding region runs from base 4 to 810 and encodes 268 amino acids. Lineage: Eukaryota; Metazoa; Arthropoda; Insecta; Diptera; Culicidae. The record is from RefSeq and is a predicted model, not a curated record.